Cyphomyrmex costatus is the source of this 2548-nucleotide messenger RNA. RefSeq names its product ABC transporter expressed in trachea (gene Atet). Bases 79 to 2298 code for a protein of 739 amino acids. Gene Ontology annotation, biological process: transmembrane transport. Gene Ontology annotation, cellular component: plasma membrane. The record is from RefSeq and is a predicted model, not a curated record. NCBI's taxonomy places the organism in Eukaryota, Metazoa, Arthropoda, Insecta, Hymenoptera, Formicidae. Gene Ontology annotation, molecular function: ATP hydrolysis activity; ABC-type transporter activity; ATP binding. The transcript is spliced from 12 exons.
CGGCAAGAUGCGAAGUGUCGUCGCCGUAGUAUGACGUCGCGGCGGUAGCUGAACCUACUUUGUCUGAGGCACGACUGGAUGAUGGCCGACCUGAAGAAUCUCACCCUGAGCGGUGGUGGAGCAUCCAGGUACAGCGGCGAUGAGCAGGUGCAGUUUAUCCCAGGUGGGAGUCAUCAGGUGACGAUCAGAUCACCUCCUCUUUCCUUACAUUUGGAAAGUCUCAACAAUGCAGUCCACGGCGGCUCGCAGAACAAUCUCCACUGCAGUUGCAACGGCGCCACGUCGAACGGGGCUGCGGCUGCGGUAUGCACCGGUGGUGUUCUGGCCAGGAAGGUGCCGAACCACAGCGGCGCCAGUCCUAGUCAGAGCAAGAGGCCGGCGGUAUCACUGACGCAUCUCCCGAAGAGGCCACCGGUCGACGUGGAGUUCAAGAACCUGGCCUACAGCGUGUCCGAGGGCAGAAAGAGAGGAUACAAAACCAUUCUAAAAUGCGUGAACGGAAAAUUCAGAUCUGGAGAGCUGACGGCUAUUAUGGGACCGUCCGGCGCUGGAAAGAGCACGCUUAUGAAUGUUUUAGCAGGCUAUAAAACAUCACAUUUGAGUGGCUCGGUCCUGAUAAAUGGGAAGGACAGAAAUCUCAGAACAUUUCGAAAGAUGUCCUGUUAUAUCAUGCAGGAUGAUCGGCUUCUACCACACCUGACCGUUUAUGAGGCGAUGACCGUUUCGGCAAAUCUGAAGUUGGGAAAGGACAUCAGCGCGACUUCCAAGAAAGUAGUGAUCGAGGAGAUAAUCGAAACACUUGGCCUACGUGAAGCCAGCAACACGCAGACCCAAAGUCUCAGCGGCGGUCAGAGGAAGAGGCUGUCGAUAGCGCUAGAGCUUGUCAACAAUCCCCCGGUUAUGUUCUUCGACGAGCCUACUUCUGGUUUAGACAGCUCUGCUUGUUUCCAGUGUUUAAGCUUGCUCAAAUCCCUAAGCAGAGGAGGAAGGACGAUCAUAUGCACGAUCCACCAACCGAGUGCACGACUGUUCGAGAUGUUUGAUCAUCUGUACCUACUUGCCGAAGGUCAAUGUAUAUAUCAGGGUAACGUCGGUGGCUUAGUGCCCUUCUUGUCAUCGAUGGGUCUCGACUGCCCGAGUUAUCAUAAUCCAGCGGAUUACGUGAUGGAAGUUGCUUGCGGGGAGCACGGCGAGUGUGUUCACAAACUCGUGAUGGCUGUGAACAACGGCAAGUGCAAUAACUAUCAGCUUCAUCAAGGUGCUAUCGCUGCGGCGCAGACGGUGUCGAAUGACAUCGCCAAGGAGUCGCCGCAGGAGCAGACGAAACCAGAAGGCACCGCUCUGAUACCCAAUGGAGUCGCGAAGACAUCAGCUGGUACAACAGUGAUUAACAUGCCAGUUUCUUGUACGACGUCGUUGUUGGACAGCGCGGAAAGCAUAGAACAGAAGGUCGGCUUCCCGACGAAUGGUUGGAUGCAAUUCUGGAUACUGCUCAAGAGGACAUUCAUGUCGCAGAUACGAGACUUGACACUAACAAAAGUAAGACUGAUCUCACAUAUAAUUGUCGGCUUCCUGAUCGGCGCAAUUUAUUAUGACAUCGGCAAUGAGGCCUCAGAGGUCAUGAGUAAUGCCGGAUGUGUCUUCUUUACGGUGAUGUUUCUUAUGUUCACCGCCAUGAUGCCUACGAUAUUAACAUUUCCGAUGGAAAUGUCCGUGUUUGUGAGAGAGCACCUGAACUAUUGGUACUCAGUGAAAGCUUUUUACCUCGCGAGAACGUUGGCGGACUUGCCGUUUCAAAUGAUGUACUCUAUAGCCUACGUAAUGAUCGUAUACUUCAUUACGUCGCAACCGUUGGAGGCGGAGCGUUUUCUUAUGUAUCUAAAUAUAUGCAUAUUGACAUCGCUCGUCGCGCAAUCCAUCGGUCUGCUGAUAGGAGCAGCAAUGAGCGUGGAGAGUGGAGUGUUCAUCGGACCCGUGAUGUCGGUUCCGAUUAUCCUGUUCUCCGGCUUCUUCGUUAACUUCAACGCCGUACCAAAGUAUUUAAAGUUCCUCUCGUACGUGAGCUACGUGAGGUACGGCUUCGAAGGCGCCAUGAUCUCCGUGUACGGUUACAAUCGGGCGAAGCUCAAGUGUUCCGAGUAUUACUGCCACUUCAAGAGUCCGACGAAGUUUCUUGAACAGAUGGCCAUGGAGAACGCGGUCUACUGGGUGGACGUCGUCGCCCUGCUCGGCUUCCUGCUCGUUCUCAGAGUGGCCGUUUACUUCGUGCUGAAACUCAAGCUGCGAUCUCUUCGUUAAUUACUCUGACAAGAGUCCAGGACAGACAAUAAUCGAUCACAUCACGAUUCUACGACCGCCAUAAACCAUGAUCUGAUGGAUAUCAUCAAAGAUCAUACUUUCGUAAAUAUGCGAGAGGAACCAACGAUAAGGAAGAGAAUCGAGAUUAUUUCGAUCUUGAGAUUGGGAAGGAUACAACUAUAUUAAUAAACACCAGCGACAAAAAUCGCUGAGUGGAAGGAGAAUUACGAAAAGAACAAAAAAUUUAAAU